CCUCUGUUUUUCCUCUCUUUUUAUUGUCUUGAAAUUUCAAUAAAUAAAAGCCCAAAACCUAACAAAAACUUCACACUCUUUCUCUCAUUUUCUCUCUCUCUCUUUUAAAACACUAAAGACUAAAAUCCUCGAUCCACUAUAUUCUCAAAACCAACGCUAAAUUAAAACUCUCUCAAAGAAAGAAAGAAAAAACCCUAAUUUUGAUGGAAUCGGCGGAUUCCGGGUCACAACGACCCGACCCUGCUAACGGAAGCGACCCGGGCCCGUCCUUGGUCACACCCUCUUCACCUCCGGCCACGCCUAGCCGGUACGAGUCACAGAAACGACGUGACUGGAACACGUUCUUGCAGUACCUCAAGAACCACAAGCCGCCUCUCGCGCUGUCACGGUGUAGCGGAGCGCACGUGAUCGAGUUCCUCAAGUACCUCGACCAGUUCGGUAAGACAAAAGUCCACGUGGCAGUUUGUCCUUACUUUGGCCAUCAGCAACCUCCAUCUCCUUGCGCUUGCCCUCUCAAGCAAGCCUGGGGAUCUCUCGAUGCUUUGAUCGGACGGUUGAGAGCAGCCUACGAGGAGAACGGUGGACGACCCGAUUCAAACCCGUUCGCCGCACGUGCGGUCAGGAUUUACUUGAGGGAAGUCAGAGAAAGUCAAGCCAAGGCCCGUGGGAUUCCCUACGAGAAAAAGAAACGGAAACGGCCACCAACAGUUUCCACCGUUAGAGUUGACGUUGCUCCGUCGAGACAGAUUGACGGAGACGGUUGUAACCUCGGUGCUCCGUCUGUCUCUGAGGCUGUACCGCCUUAGACUAAAUUACUAUAUAUUAUCAUAAUUUUCUUGAUUUAUUAAAUACAUCAUCUAUAUAUAUAUAUAUAUAUGUAUGGAACUCACUUCACCUUCCUUGUUCCCUAGUAACUAAUUAUUAAUUUUUGUGAGUUAAUCGUGAAAAUAUAUACCGACGGAUUGUUUUA
Messenger RNA from Eutrema salsugineum, 970 nucleotides. RefSeq names its product protein LIGHT-DEPENDENT SHORT HYPOCOTYLS 6. The record is from RefSeq and is a predicted model, not a curated record. Gene Ontology annotation, cellular component: nucleus. Gene Ontology annotation, biological process: response to light stimulus; mRNA transcription. Lineage: Eukaryota; Viridiplantae; Streptophyta; Magnoliopsida; Brassicales; Brassicaceae. The transcript has a single exon. The coding region runs from base 204 to 806 and encodes 200 amino acids.